Molecule: messenger RNA, 1243 nt
Organism: Vitis riparia (riverbank grape)
Lineage: Eukaryota; Viridiplantae; Streptophyta; Magnoliopsida; Vitales; Vitaceae
Product: probable ribosome-binding factor A, chloroplastic
Exons: 4
Coding region: 188-859 (223 amino acids)
Biological process (GO): rRNA processing; ribosome biogenesis
Molecular function (GO): ribosomal small subunit binding
Source: RefSeq, a predicted model, not a curated record
GAAUUAUUUGAAAAUUAACAAAUUUAUUUAUAAAAAGUAAAAACUCCGUUAACAAUUAGAAGGCUGCAGAGAGUGAAACCACGGAGUAUAUAACAAGUAGAAGGGUAUGGAAUUGCCCAAAAUGCCCUUUAUAGAUAGAAACUGGAAAUAAUCCAACCCACCACUCUCCGCUCGAUUCUGUACAGCAAUGCUGCACCUCUCCCUCUACCACCGCCAUGCUCCUCUCCCUCAUCACCACCGUCGAUCGUCUUCCAUCACCACCUCCACCACCAAAUCAUGUCCAUUAUCCAGGAGAACACUUUCCACAGCCAUGGAAGUCCAUGUGGCUGGUCCGCACCAGAUUGCCACAGUGAGGUGUAUGGCGAACCAGAGAAGAGUGAAAAUGGUGGCCAAACAGAUAAGGAGAGAGCUCUCCGAUAUGCUUCUCACCGAUAAGGUUUUGCAGUUCGCUGUUCUUCCGGAGGCGGCUCUCGGCGCGGAUCGCUAUCUCUCCUCUCUCACCACUAUCAGCGAUGUCGAAGUCUCCGCUGAUUUGCAGGUGGUUAAAGUUUAUGUAUCUGUUUUUGGGGAUGAGAAAGGAAAGGAGGUCGCCAUUGCUGGUUUGAAGUCAAAGGCUAAAUAUGUUCGAAGUGAGUUGGGGAGGCGUAUGAAGCUGCGGCUAACUCCAGAGAUACGCUUCGUAGAGGAUGAGUCUCUAGAGCGAGGAAGCAGGGUGAUUGCAAUAUUGGAUAGGAUAAAGAAUGAGAAAAAGAUGGCAGGAAGCCAGGAUCAACCAUCCGAAUCAUCUGAUCUACCUCAAGAUGAUGACUGGGAGGGUGAUGGUGAUGACCCUGAUGAAAACAUUAUUUAUAUAAAAUAGUUGCCUUACCAGUUGCUUAGUGAUCAUGCACCUCUGGUUUUUAGCAUGAGUUUAUUUCUUCACAGGGGGGAAGAUGUAGGUCUUGAUGGUAACAAUGACUGAAGCAAGUCUCCCAAGCUGUGCGGGUCAUUUGAAUUAUAGAUCUCAACAUUCAACCUGUCUAAAAUUACCCAGAAUUUUGUUCAACUUCCAUUGCAACAACUCUUCACGUUGUAUUCAAUGUUUAAUUUUACUUCUCAAACACUAAAUGCAGGCCUUAGGUGAGAGAGUAGUGUGCAAGCUCUUUAACUUUGGCAGUGGACAAUUCCCAUUUAGUGAAUCAAGUUCUUAUGUAAAUAACCGUGCAUCUGCCAUCAAAAGCUUUUUGGUCUUAUUACGCUCUUU